Molecule: messenger RNA, 1456 nt
Organism: Orbicella faveolata
Lineage: Eukaryota; Metazoa; Cnidaria; Anthozoa; Scleractinia; Merulinidae
Product: dnaJ homolog subfamily C member 5-like
Source: RefSeq, a predicted model, not a curated record
UUGCCAGAGAUGCUCUUUAGUAUAUGUACUUAAUGUUCUAACUUGAUGUGUCCAGAAUAUUUGUAAGGGUACAGUGUGCAUGCCUUGUGGGAGAUGUAGUGUUUGAGUGGUAACUGCACACUGGAUUGAGAUCAAGAGGUCUGGGAUCAAGUGUUUCUACAGGCUUUAUUAAGAUUGUGCUCUUGGAGGUCUACAAUUUCUCCCUUUUCCGCUUCUUGGUAGGAAAAUGGAACUGAGAAGUAAAUGUAUUCAGUUUGAGGCUCUUUGAUGUCGGCCCAGUGAGUGUUUACCACUUCCUUAUGCUAAACUAGUUGAGGUCUUAUAGAAGCCACUAUCCAAAUGGUUGUGCUAAUUAUAUUAAUGACUGAAAUGCCCCUUUGUCUUCUCUUUGUACUUUGAAACUGGUGAUGCAGGGGUUGCAUAGCUUAGAAAUAAUUAUGAUCAGGACAGUUAUACCUCAAUAUUGUACUUGAGUGUCAAAACCUUUCAUGAUAGAAAAUGUGAAAUGUAAAUGGUAAAUUAAAUCAAAUUCGCAAAACCGUGAACACCUAAAAUAUGUCUGGAAUGUUUAUUGUUUGAUGAUCAAUAGUUGAAACUAAACACAUUUGUUCCGUGACCGAUGGAAUAGAUCCGAUUUCUGUGGUUUCUAUGGUCUGAAGGUCACUCUCGUGAUUGGUUAUAACACAAUAAACACUCCAGACAUUUUUAAGUGUUCACAGCUUUGUAAGUUUGAUUGUAAAAGUAAACGUCAAUUUUUUAAUUUGAUCAAUGUAAACUGGCCAUUGGACAGUGGAUACUAGACUUGUCAAUGAGCCUUUUGCUGGUGAAGUAUAAAUAUCAUAAAAUAAUGCUGUUUUUGUUGGUUGUUUAUUUCAGAUGGCACUGAAGCACCAUCCAGAUAAAAAUCCUAAUAAUCCUGAAGCUACAGAAAAAUUUAAAGAAGUUAAUCAUGCACAUAGUAUAUUAGCUGAUCCUGGAAAAAGGGAAAUUUAUGAUAAAUAUGGCUCUAUGGGUCUCUACAUAGCAGAACAAUUUGGCGAAGAGAAUGUCAAAUUGUACUUUAGGCUUAACAGUGGCUGGUGCAAGGUAGGUUAACUAUUUGGUUUAAGUGUUAGGUACAAAUCUAAAUCAUGCUCUCUCAGAUUGUCAGGAUUCAGUGAAACAUCUUCCUGUAAUAAUUAGCACAAGUGUUACUUAUCUGCACUUGAUUUGACUUAAAGUUCUGCAGACCAGUUGGGAAAUACUGUGAAAGUAUGAAAGCGCUUUUUAUUCGGCUCUAUGCCACGUGCAUUCGCGUCCCCAGAGGCCGCACUCCUUUUGGUCGGCACCAAGAGUUGCGACCUCUGGAAAGGUCCAAUUUUCAGAGGAUGCGCAGAGUAAUCAUUUCGUAUUCUCAGCCAAUCAGAUUUGUCAGACUUGACUCUGAGCAUGCGCAGAGUGACGUGAAGUCGGUGAA